GAGAGAGAGAUUGCUCUGGUUUGGGUGUGAAAGGGGGGGAGGGUUUUGGUUCCUUUUUGGGGGCUCUCGCUUCUCUCUACCGACAAAAGAACGAGGCGGAGAUUUAAAAAGGCACCGGAAGAGGGAGGCAGCUGUUGCCUAUACCUCUACCACCCGCAUCACAAGCAAUGGAUAUAUAAACCCAAAAUACCCUCCACCUCUCUCUCUCUCCCUCCCUCCCUGCCUCCUUCUCCAUGGAUAUCUCCACUGAUGCAUCGGUAUCCGGCGGACCACUGGCGUGUCCCCUGUUGGGGGAGUUCGUUCCCGGCGAGACCACGGAAGGAGAGGAGGAUGUGAGCCUAGAAUGGCUCUCCAUCUAUGUGGAGGACUGCCUCUCAGGCACCACAAGCUACACCUCCCAGCCCCUCCCACCUCCCACCACCAUAAGCCAUGAUGCUCCACCCCCAAAACCCCCCACCACCAAAACCUCCUCCUCGUCCUUCCAGGACCUUGCCAUCCCAGCCAAGGCCAGAACCAAGAGAAGGAGAGUCACCACCCCAAAAGAGCUCGCCUCUCAAGACGCGCUUCUCUUCCACCAGACCUGCUGGCUCGCGGACAGCGAGCUCAUCCUCCCUAAAAAGGAGCAAGAGGACAAGGCACCGGCGGUGGAGUUGUUGGAGAGGGGAGGGGGUGAGGGAGGGGAAAGGAUAGGAAAAGAGCAGCAGCAGCAGAUCAGGAGGUGCACCCACUGCCUCUCCCACAAGACACCCCAGUGGAGGGCAGGGCCUUUGGGGCCCAAGACCCUCUGCAAUGCAUGUGGGGUGAGGUUCAAGUCCGGGAGGUUGCUUCCUGAGUACAGGCCCGCGAAGAGCCCCACUUUUGUGAGCUACAAGCACUCCAACUCCCACAAGAAGGUCAUGGAGAUGAGAAUGAUGGCCAUACCCUCCUCCCAAUCCAAUUGAGUUUGUAGGUUUAAGCUUGUGGUGUGAAGAUUAGAAGUAAAAUAGCAAAGGUAGAAGGUUACUGCCAAUUUGUAUUGUAGUGUUCUGCUUCUUUGAAAGCUUCUUUCAGUUUUAUUAAGAUUAUAUUGGUAGCUCCUAUAUAGCUUGCGUCACUCGUCCUCCUUUUCUUUGCUCAUUCUUUUGUUUGUGUUGUAUAUUGCUGUCGAUGGGAAUUGGUAUUGGAGAAAAUGGAAUAUAAGUGCUUUGUAGCUUUCUUGAUUAAAUAAGGGCAAAA
Elaeis guineensis (African oil palm) is the source of this 1215-nucleotide messenger RNA. Its product is annotated as GATA transcription factor 9. Gene Ontology annotation, cellular component: nucleus. NCBI's taxonomy places the organism in Eukaryota, Viridiplantae, Streptophyta, Magnoliopsida, Arecales, Arecaceae. The record is from RefSeq and is a predicted model, not a curated record. Gene Ontology annotation, molecular function: zinc ion binding; sequence-specific DNA binding. Gene Ontology annotation, biological process: regulation of DNA-templated transcription; cell differentiation.